Molecule: messenger RNA, 4956 nt
Organism: Acipenser ruthenus (sterlet)
Lineage: Eukaryota; Metazoa; Chordata; Actinopteri; Acipenseriformes; Acipenseridae
Product: torsin-2A-like
Exons: 5
Coding region: 83-1054 (323 amino acids)
Cellular component (GO): endoplasmic reticulum lumen; nuclear envelope; endoplasmic reticulum
Molecular function (GO): ATP binding; ATP hydrolysis activity
Source: RefSeq, a predicted model, not a curated record
CCAAAGACUACAACUCCCAGUGCGCGGUAUUUCUUACGGAAUCUCUGUGUACAGUCAUCCAGACCGCAGCGUUCUGCUUGAUAUGGAGGUGCUAGAGAAAAUGACAGCGGUGUUUCUCGCAUUAUCUGUUUUAUUCUCGAACUCUCUCAGCUCAGUGGCUGCUGCUUUUCAGUUCAAGGCUGUUUAUUGCACGAUAUCUAACAACUGCGACUGUGACUUCCACCCGGACCUUCAAGCAGGGCUGGAGUGGGAGCUGUACCGCAAUGUGUACGGGCAGCACCUCGCUCAGGAGGCCGUGUCGGAGAGGCUGGCUGAGUUCAUCAACGAUGCGAGCCCGGAGAAGCCGCUGGUGCUGUCCUUCCAUGGCUCCUCUGGCACAGGGAAGACCAUGGUGAGCUGGCUGCUGGGGAGGUACCUGUACGGCUCAGCCAUGACCAUCCCCCACGUGCACCGGUUCAUACCCACCCUGCACUUCCCUUACCCACACAGGGUGCCGCAAUACAAGAAGGAGCUGAAGGCCUGGGUGGAGGGGAAUCUCACGGCUUGUGCCCGCUCCGUGUUUGUCUUCGAUGAGAUGGAUAAGAUGCCCCCUGGUCUCAUUGACGUCCUCGUCCCCUUCCUGGGGUCGUCCCACGUGGUCUACCAGACCAACUACCGCAAGGCUAUCUACGUCUUCAUCAGCACCGCCGGUGAGGAGCAGAUAAACCGAUUGGCUCUGGAGGCGAGGCGGGCCGGCCGCGACCGGGAGGAAAUCCGAUUGGAGGAGCUAGAGGACGCCAUUGCACAGGCAGUCUUCAACAACAGCUGCAACGGGUUGUAUCACUCGGAGAUUAUCCAGGAGAAGCUGGUCGACUGCUUCGUGCCCUUCCUGCCCCUGACUCGCCGUCACGUGGAGCGCUGCGUACGCCGGGAGCUGUGCCUGCGUGGGCAAUGCCACCGUCGUGACAUCAUCGAGGCAAUCACAGGGGCCAUGACCUUCUCCCCCGAGAGAGAGCGGCUCUUCUCACACAGCGGCUGCAAGACUGUACCCGCCAAGGUCAACUACUACCUCUGAGAGUCUGCAACAGCAACAAGAAGCUUGGAAGAACCUGAGAGCAGCAAAAGAGCCUUGUCUGUCUACUGGGCGUGCAUUCCGGGAUGAAUUCAGUGCCUGUGAAUGGUGGUCUCCAAAUGGAGGGUAAAACACAGUAAUUUCAGCGCACCAGCGUGCAUCUCAGUUCAGUCCCCCCAGAAUAGAGCCAGGGAAUACUGUUAUUGGUGCAUAACAGCCUGUGAAUCACUGAGCUGAAACUUUGCAUGUAAACUGGAAUUUGAAAGACAGUACCCCAGUCACAGAGUUUGGGGUCAUGGUUUGCCUCCCCAUGUCAGCUGUGCUCUCCAGCAAAGCACAAUUCUGCAAAAUAUUUGUUAUGCUUUUAUGACCCUAUGAUAUACAUUGUUAAUCAUCAUUUAUUACUGUUUUUCCGCACUUAGAUAUUUGGCAUGUUUAAUAAAAUCCCCAGCAUAUUUAAUAUUUAUUUUUCAUUGCAAAUCUUUUUAACAAAUAAUUACCUUAGUUCUACUUUAUACAUAAAAUAUGAUGAUGACUUAAACAUGCCAAAUAUGAACAAGUGCAGAAACAGUAAUAAGUGAUGAUUAAGAACACAUGUCUAACUAAUAAAAAGAAAAAGCUAAUUCAGAGGUCUAAAGUAUUCCUUUAAUAAAGUAGAACUACUAAGGCAAUCGUGUUUGCUACAAAAUAAUCUUUGUAACCAACUGUGCCUGCAGAUGUAGACAUAAUUAAAAUGGUUAACUAGCUUUUUCUAAAAUUGAAAAACGACUCUGCUUCACCUUUUCUAGAUAUGAAAACCCAUGCAAAACAGUGCUUCUCUGGGAUCUAAUACAAAGGUAACAUCAUUUUGUAUAGUGCCUUUUAAGACUGUCUUCUCAAAGGGGAUUUAUAGCUAAUCAAUAGGAAUGGUAAAAAAAUAACCUAUAUAAAACUACAGCCAAUCAAAGCUGCCGCAAGAAUAAACAAGUGAAUGCUUCAGUAUUAAAUGUGUAGUUCCUAAGGGUUUGAAGUCUAUUUUAGUAGCCUGAGUACUAUUUUAACUGCCGCAGAACCAGUUCAUCAGCAUUGACAUCUUUAUCAAUGCAGAAAUCAUGCAACGCUGUGCGAGAAUGCCACAUGCAGACAGCCCUAGACAUGUUUCAUGUAAGUGGAUGAGGAGCAGAUGUGUUGCAUUAAAUGGAUAAUAUUUUGUUAAUAAAUGGUUUGAAAUAAAUUGUUAAACUUCGCUCCUGUACUGUGAGAAUAGGAACAAAGCGGUGGUUUUAUUUUAAAUUAAACUGCAAAAUACUGUGGGUUAUUUGAUGAUAUUAAUGGGUGUACACUGUACUGUGCUUCCACAUCAUAAAGAGGUAUGGCUAAUGUAAUGCCCCAUAAUGCCAUUACACUAGCACUUGUAUUAUCGUUCUUAGGUGGAACACAGAUUGCACAGUCUCUUACCUAUAGCUCCAGACUAGAGAGCUAUAUAAAGGAGGAGCACUUUAUUUUGGUUUCAGUAGAAAGUUCCUCCUGUUGCUCACAACGUACAGUAGCAAGGGAAUGGUUGUAGUUUAAUACUUGCUUGUAACACCUUGCUACUUCAUAAAGUAUAGCCAGUCAUAUCCAGUGUGUCUGUGGAGGAUUAGUGUCAACAUGCCCCGACAGGAUGUACAAUGCAUAUAAACUUACUGAAUGAUCAGGGGGAAGUGAAAUAGGGUAUGGACUCUAAUUUAGUUGUAGGGUUACAGCUGUUUUUAAUGCAGCAUUAAAACUAGUUAUUUGAAACUCUUGUGAGCGCUUUAGAAUUGCAAUCUACUCGGCUUGAUUUGCAUGGGUGCGUUAUGGAAAAAUUAAGGUUAUUACAACUCCUGUUAGGGUUUUGCCAGCAGGUGGUGCAGUUGUCUUAUAGAGGCACAUGUGCAUUAGAUUUGAGGCGAUGUUUGAUGUCUCAAAUCCAGGGGGUACCUCCUGCUUUUAUAAUUCAAAUAUAGAUAUUUGGUUCUGUAAUAUAUUAAAUGUAAAUUCAUAUUUAGAAAUAUAUUUUACAUAUAGCCCUGACAUGUGUUAUAUCACGUGUGUAUCUAUCUAUCUAUCUAUCUAUCUAUCUAUUUCAGAUUGAUGCUUCCUUUUUUUCAUUUUACACUGGGCUGUAGAGUGACAGGGAUAGAAAUGUGCAGGGAUGGAAAUGAGAUGCAUAAUGCAUAGCAGUUUCACCCAUUCUGGGUUUUACUAGGAGCUUGAUUAGCCCCAGUGUUUAGGUAACAAGCUCAGGAGUGUCUUAUUAAACCAGGAACUGCUAUGCAAUAGGAGUCUUAUUUCCAUCCCUGCUGUGCAGCCCAGUGGUUAGUGGACUGGGAAGCAGUGUGGAAAUAUAUUUUAUUUUAUAUUGAGUUAUAUUGAUACAUUUUAUAAGAUUUGUAAUGUAAUUCCCACUGUUAAUGUAUGCAUAUGCUUUUUAUGCAAUUAAUAAGCAUUGUUACAUGACCAUUGGUGUAUGCAUUAAUAUGUGUGUGUGUGUGUGUAUUUAAUUAUAUUUGAAUGUGUGCUUGAAUGUGGAUUUGAAUGUGUGCUUUUGUGUUUUAUAAGACCGUGGAAUGUAAGCUUCCCAAACAAUGAAGCCCAGAACAAAAAAGAUGUGUCCGGUUGUCAUUAUCAAUGCGAGGCUAUCUCUCUCAGCUCUGAGUGGGCUCUCUGUGUGCCUGUUGGUUUGUGCGUGUCUCUGUGUGGCAGAGAGGAGAGGGCCAGGCAGCUGUGGUGCCAGCUGUGUGCCAGUGUGUGAGAUCACCCUGGUUUGGGGGGAGGGGUCCUUCAAUGAUAUUUGUUCGUCCGUAACAUUUAUUCUGUACCAUUUGAAGGAGAUGGUUUAAAGCGCUGUAAUAAUUAUAGAUUUACCAGCUCAUAAACACCAUUCAUAAACAAGUUCUUGUUAGCAUUCACAUCAUUAUCACAGAUCUUUAUUGUGCUCUUUUCUUGUGUUUUUUCUUUCAUUUUAAUUGGGACUAUGCAGCUUCCCAUUGUUAAAAAUGAAAGUUUAGACUUCCUUUUUCCUGGUACCAUAACACUUCCUGUGACCAAUGUGCCAUGUGACAAAGUAAGUAAAAGUGUACCAGGAAACAGUUUAAAUUUUACAAAACUAUAAAGUGGCUCUUGAUUUAAAAAAAAAUCAUAACCACAAUUUAAACAGAAAAUUGUCCAAACACAAAGCUAGGGGACUAGUGACAAUGUUGCCAGUGUUAGUAGGAGGUCAUUGAUUCUGAAGCCUUGGUUAUCAUUCCCUUAAAGUGAAAGAAAACCCAAAAUGUCAAUGAAAUGAAGAAUAAGGAAUGACCUCAAAACAUGCAUUUUACAUAUGCUAUGUGAUAUGUGCAUACGUUUCUGGAAAUUUGAAUUCCAGCAAGUUCCAGGCUUAAUUAUUAUUAUUAUUAUUAUUAUUAUUAUUUAUUUCUUAGCUGACGCCCUUAUCCAGGGCGACUUACAAUUGUUACAAGAUAUCACAUUAUUUUUACAUACAAUUGCCCAUUUAUACAGUUGGGUUUUUACUGGAGCAAUCUAGGUAAAGUACCUUGCUCAAGGGUACAGCAGCAGUGUCCCCACUGGGGAUUGAACCCACAACCCUCCAGUCAAGAGUCCAGAGCCCUAACCACUACUCCACACUGCUGCCCUGAAUAAAGAAAGGUUUAGUCAACAUUAAAGAUAUUUUUUGUCGAAAUAUGGUGUUUUUUCUUUCUUUUGUUAUAACUGAAAAACAAGGGGUCCUUUUUAUGAAAUGCACGAAAACAUACCUAUUGUAUUGGAAGUCCUGUCAUUCUUAUAGCUUGUGUUAGUGUCCUGGACAAUAGUAUUGUAGUGUUUCUGUUUAGGCUUUUGUGUUUUGUAGCUUUUUAAAAAUCUGUACAGAUGUCCUAUUUAAAUAAACUGCACCUUUUUAA